This is a messenger RNA of Ichthyophthirius multifiliis, 1497 nucleotides long. Its product is annotated as protein kinase domain protein. The transcript is spliced from 6 exons. Lineage: Eukaryota; Ciliophora; Oligohymenophorea; Hymenostomatida. Gene Ontology annotation, molecular function: calcium/calmodulin-dependent protein kinase activity; calmodulin binding; calcium ion binding. Gene Ontology annotation, biological process: intracellular signal transduction; protein autophosphorylation; peptidyl-serine phosphorylation. The record is from RefSeq and is a predicted model, not a curated record. Gene Ontology annotation, cellular component: cytoplasm; nucleus.
AUGUAUAAACAUAAAAAUUAUAAUAUAAAACAUUUUAUUUAAAUUUCUGACAAUACCAUUAAGAAUAUUUCAAAUGAAGAUAUUAAUACCAUCUAUUAAAUUACCGAAAAAGAAUUAGGAAAAGGUAGUUUUGGUAUAGUAAAAGAAGCAUAUUUAAAAAUUAACCCAAAUAAGCUUUUCGCCAUAAAAAAAAUAAGUAAAGAUAAAUAAAAAGAAGACCUAUAAUGGUUGUAAAGAGAAAUCGAUAUUUUCAAAUAAUUAGACCAUCCGAAUAUAGCAAAAUUAUAUGAAUCAUAUGAAGAUGAUAAAAAUUUAUAUUUAGUUAUGGAAAUUUGUUCGAAUGAAUAGUUACUAUAAAGAGUAAUAAAUAACGAAAUUAAUCGCCUUUCUGAAUUAUAAUCAAAAGAUAUUCUUUUCUAAAUUUUCCAAGCAGUUAAAUAUUUACAUGAACUAGGUAUAGUACACAGAGAUUUGAAACCUGAGAAUUUCCUAUUUAGUAAAUAUAAUGGAGAAAUAAAAAUGAUUGAUUUCGGACUUUCAAAGCAAUACAAAAAACACAACAAUAUAAACCAAAGUUAAGAUUUAUAAACAAUAGUAGGAACAGCGAAUUAUAUAGCACCAGAAGUAUUGACAGGAGAAUAUGAUAAAAGAUGUGAUAUUUGGAGUUUAGGAAUAAUUGCAUAUGCAAUGUUAUGUGGAGAAUUUCCUUUUUAAGGAAAAAAUGAAAAAGAGACUUUUGAUAAAAUUUGUAAAGGACAAUUUUAAUUUAAACCUACUUUAAAAUUGUCUAAAUAAAUAAAAGAUUUAAUAUGUAAAAUGAUAUGUGUAGACUUAAAAAAAAGAAUAGGUAUUUCAGAAGCUUUAAAUCACCCAUGGUUUUAGUUAUAUAACUAAAACAAUAAUGAUACAAUAAUAGAAAUAAAAUAUAUUAAUUAAAUAUAGAAUUAUCCUAAAAUAUAUAAUAAUAUAUAAAGGCUUUGUAUUCAUUUAUUAUAAAAAAUAUAAGAACAUAAUUAAUAAUAUAUAAAAGUAAUUAUAAAGAUCUUUAGGUUUAUUGAUAGUGAAAAUAUCGGGUUUAUUACUGUAAAUUCUUUCCAUAAAAUAAUAAAAUAAUUGGGAUUUAAUUUAAAUUUUUAAUAGACUUUGUAAUUAAUUUAAGAUUUAAAUAAAUUUAGCUUUGCAAGAAGAAACGGACUUUAAAAUGCUUUUUUGGAAUAUUCUCAAUUUAUUGAAUUUACUUUUGAUUUUUAAAAUCUUUUAGAUUAAAAUAAUUAGAAUUUGCUUUUUUAAUAUUUAGAUUAUGAUAACAAAGGUUAUAUUUAGAAUUAUAAUAUUAUAAAUGUAUUACUUAGAGAAUAAAUUAAUGUUGAAGAAGUUUAAAUGAAUGAAUAUUAUAAUGAAAUCUUUAAAAACAAUAUCAUUUAUAAUUAAUUUGAUAAUAUCUAAAUUAAUAAAGAGUAAUUUGUUUAAUGUUUAACCUAAUAAAAAAACAAUUGA